AUGCAGAGACGAAUUUGCAGUAUUGAAAUUGCAGAAAUGACUCUAGAAUUUACAUUUUUUAAUUCUAAAUUUUAUAUGGCUUAUUUCUAUAGCUUACAUAAUAUUUACUGACUAGUGAAAUGAUAUUAUACCUCAUCAUCAUUAUUCAAUUUUUUUAUAAUUAUUAAUAUCAUGGGUGCUGGCUGCACAAAUAUAUCACGUCCGAAGGAAAAGAAAGUACAAAAUAAUUCUUCUGCCCCUCCUAAGUCAGAAGUAGAGGCGGCUCUUGACCGUUUAGCAAAAAAUACAUCAAGCCAAAACGCAGAAACUCACGAGUAUCAAGUUCACCCACUUCAAAAAAUUUUUGACACUAAAGAAUGCGAAAUGAAUCGAAAGUUGAUCGGCCUUUAUACAAAGGCAAUUUAUGAGCAGAAGCUCAACGUUGAUCAAAUUAACCUGAGUUUUUCAAAUUUGGGAAUCACCGGAGCUCAGCAUUUAUGCCACUUAUUACCAUUUGCUGGAAAAGUCAAAAUCUUAAAGCUUUGGAAAACUCAGCUUGGGGCUGCUGGAAUAAAACUUUUGGCUCCUGCUUUGCCUUUGCUCAAGAAUCUCAUGAUUCUUUCGCUAGAAGACAAUGCAAUUAAGACUGAAGGGUGUUGCUACUUAGCUCAAGCUUUAUACGAGAUGAACUCACUUGAAGAGCUGUGGCUUCAUAUAAAUGCAAUUGGCCCUGAAGGCGUUGCAUUUAUAGGAAAAGCUUUAAAAAAUGUCAAAGGACUCAAAAAACUGGGGUUGGAUGAAAAUGAUAUUCAAAAUAAAGGCCUUGCUGAUUUCGCUGGGAAUUUGAAGGAAAUGGAAAAUCUUGAAGUUUUAGGACUUGCUUUUAAUUUCAUUACAAAUGAGAGUCAGAAUGAGAUUAUUGAUGCUUUGAAAGGUAAAAAAAUAACAGUAAAUUUGAGUGGGAAUCAUAUAGAUGAAGAUACUAAAACAAGAUUUAUUAGUGAGCUCCCUGAAGCAACGUUUACGUAUUAG
Molecule: messenger RNA, 1011 nt
Organism: Blepharisma stoltei
Lineage: Eukaryota; Ciliophora; Heterotrichea; Heterotrichida; Blepharismidae
Source: the annotation of a GenBank genome assembly